This is a messenger RNA of Lindgomyces ingoldianus, 1409 nucleotides long. Its product is annotated as mitochondrial lipoyl synthase. The record is from RefSeq and is a predicted model, not a curated record. NCBI's taxonomy places the organism in Eukaryota, Fungi, Ascomycota, Dothideomycetes, Pleosporales, Lindgomycetaceae. Bases 45 to 1286 code for a protein of 413 amino acids. Gene Ontology annotation, cellular component: mitochondrion. Gene Ontology annotation, molecular function: lipoate synthase activity; 4 iron, 4 sulfur cluster binding. Gene Ontology annotation, biological process: lipoate biosynthetic process. The transcript is spliced from 2 exons.
GUCACGUCGCACUUCCCUUCUCCUCACAACCUCACAACCUCACAAUGGCAGCCUCAAUACCGCGUACCAGAUGUCUUCUGGCCUCUUCUUCAUUGUCUUCACUACCCAAGUCUGUGUCGACUUCAUCUCAAUUCACCCGAACAUUUGCUACAACCAUGGACCCAACACCAACCCAAACACGGCAAUCCUCAAAGUCCUCACGCCCUCCCACGACCUUCCGCGAUAAACUAAACACCGGGCCCUCAUUUAACGACUUCGUCUCCCCAGAUGCCCCUCUUCCCCCUUCCGAAGCAUACCAAGUCCGCACUGCCCAGGUCGGCCCCGAAGGCCGCAAGAAGACCAUAACCCGGCUCCCAGAAUGGCUAAAGACGCCUAUUCCCGUGAACCAGAACUACAAGAAGAUCAAAAACGAUUUACGAGGCCUGAACCUCCACACCGUCUGUGAAGAAGCCCGCUGUCCCAACAUCUCAGACUGCUGGGGUGGGAGUUCCAAGAACGCAGCCACGGCCACGAUCAUGCUUAUGGGCGAUACAUGCACACGAGGAUGUCGAUUCUGCUCCGUCAAGACGUCGAAAGCCCCCCCCCCACUGGAUCCCCACGAACCAGAGAAUACCGCCGAGGCACUGAAGAGAUGGGGGUUAGGGUAUGUCGUUCUGACGUCCGUGGACCGGGAUGAUCUUGCAGAUGGGGGCGCGCGGCAUUUUGCGGAGACAAUUAUGAAGAUUAAACAGAAAGCGCCGACAAUGCUAGUGGAGGCCCUGACGGGAGAUUAUGCCGGGGAUUUGGAGAUGGUGAGGUUGGUGGCAUUGAGUGGGUUGGAUGUGUAUGCGCAUAAUAUCGAGACCGUAGAGGAGCUCACGCCAUUUGUGAGAGAUCGAAGAGCGAAGUUUAGGCAGAGUUUGGAGGUUCUAAGAGCGGCGAAGGAGUCUAGGCCAGAACUUAUCACCAAGACUAGCAUGAUGUUAGGUCUUGGGGAGACUGAAGAGCAGAUUUGGGAUGCGCUGAGAGAACUACGAAAAAACAACGUUGAUGUAGUAACAUUCGGUCAAUACAUGCGACCCACCAAACGUCACAUGGCCGUCCACUCCUACGUCACACCCGAUGCCUUCGAACUCUGGCGUCAGCGUGCCCUCGACAUGGGCUUCUUGUACUGCGCAUCCGGGCCCCUCGUACGAUCAAGCUACAAAGCCGGUGAAGCGUUCAUUGAAAACGUGUUGAAGAAGAGAGCAGCGAAAAGGAACGAGAUCGCAGCGGCGGGAAGUGCGGGGGAGGUUAAGACGGUUUAAGAUAAAGGACUGGUCAGAUAGUUCAUCUGUAUACUAUUAUAUUUGCUUACUGCAUUUGAGGGAUAGGAUUUAGCGUUAUAAAUACUGUUCGUCAACGCUAUUAGCAUUUUCGAGAGAGACGGG